Linnemannia hyalina is the source of this 2244-nucleotide messenger RNA. Lineage: Eukaryota; Fungi; Mortierellomycota; Mortierellomycetes; Mortierellales; Mortierellaceae. The record is from the annotation of a GenBank genome assembly.
AUGGCCUCAACUUUCCCCGUUAACAAGCGCAGCGACAAUCGCUUAUCCAUCAACGACCCUAACAGCGAAUACAACCAAUAUCUGACGCAACAGCAGCCGAACACAAAUCCCCCCCAGAGUCUCCAGUCAAUGACUUCCUCCUUGACCCAGAGAGCCGGUCGUCCUCGAUCCCAGGCCGCAUUCUCUUCUCAUGGACCGUCAUCGUCUGAAAGCUCACAGCACUCGAGCCAAAGUUCUUCCAGCUCAUCCUCAAGCACCAGCUCAAGAACCUCCACCAAUGAAGCCUUUCCUGCGCUUGUCCGGUACACUCUGACAGAUAACCCUGUUCGUGCCCAGCCUCCAAGACAACCCGCAUAUAGGUCCAAGCUUUCGAAACAAUAUUCUCCUUCCGAUUCAGAAGACAGCGAUGACGAGCCUUUGGCCCUCCAGUCAUCUCACCAACACACGUACAUGUCUGGCCCAGCUGUUGAGUUAAACAGCGCUGCAGAAAGUUUACGAGCAAUUUCAAGAUUGGACAUGGACCAGACCGCUGCAAGGUCUCUUACACCAGUCCAGUCGCAAGAAUCUGUUGACACGACCAGAGCCAAGACCCUCUCUGUAAAAUUGACCCUGGCCAAGAGGAUAUCGCGUAUAUUUGGUGGAGGGUCCAAAAACUCCAAGAAGUCAUCUCAUAUAUUGACGAACGAGGCGAUUGCAUCGACAUCUGACGUAGAAGGGUCUCCUUACCAGAACAAGCUGUCUUCAAUCGAGAUCAUCAACGACGUGCUGAAGCAAGAGCUUCAUCCGUCCAACAUGUCUAUUCACCAACAACAAUCCCACCCUAACCCAGAAUACGCCUACACCAGUGGAGGGCACGGCGACUAUCAGACCAACCUUCGACUGGGAGGAGUGCCCCACCAGUCUUUGCCUCAUGUGCCGACCCUGACGACGCCCCAGCCUUUCGUCCAGCCUCAAUUCCACAGCUCACCCUUGUUAAUGGAGUCACUUCUGCCUAACGCUCGAGACCGUGAGAUGCGAGGACCAGCGUCUCGGAGAGGCUCGAGUGGACCUCAUGCUAGUCCUAUGGCAGGACCACAUCCCACUCAUCCAUUGGGUGCGCCGAAUCCUGGUACCCCUGGACCCCUCCCGACCGAAUCUCACUCGCGGCGCCUUUCAAGCAAUCAAAUCCAGACCGCCCAUAACUCCUACAUAUCAGAAGCCAAUGGCACGUACUCGAGCAGCCAUGGCAACCUUCUUAACGCGGCAGCAAUUUCUUCCAUCAAGUCACAGCAGCAGCAGCAACAACAACAACUGUUCCGACAGCUCCAGAACUAUCAGCAGGUCCAACAACCCUCGCCCCAACUUACCCCUCAAGGACCCCAGUCAGGAAGCCAAGGAAGACAUCGUCCUACCUCCAGACGUCAUUCUGGCUCUAGUUAUUUUAAUAUUUCGCCACAGCAGAAACCGUAUUCCGUUGUCCAGUCAACCGCCCACGUCUCUCCUUUCCCAAGUCCAGUAAUUGGAGCGACUGGAUCGGCCUUAGGCUAUACCCAUGAGCUCUCGGUGGCCAUGCAGCAUCAACAAUAUCAGCAACAACAAGUACAGCUUCAGAUUCAGCAGCAACAGCUCCACAAUUUACAGCAACAACAACACGUUCAACAGCAAUCACCGAACUGUCAAGUGUCUCCAUUAGCACUGUUGCAGAGCCAGAGCGCGCAACAACAUCAGCAACAGCAACAGAGCCAGCAGCAGCAGAUAGAACAGUUGCAGCAGAUUCGCAUGCAGCAGCAGCAACUCUUGUUUCAACAACAACAACAGCUGCAGCUGCAAUUGGAGCAAGCCCGAGCAGCAGUGACGGCCUCGACUACAACAACGACCAUUUCUCCUUUGACACCCGACAUUGCGACAGGGGGUGUUGCCUCUCCUCAAAAACAGCAGCAGCAGCAGCAUUCAAUGGUCAACCACGGCGUCCCCUUGCAUUUUGCAUUACCAGCAGCCCCUGUACUGACCACAGCGAUGGGCUUGGGUGUGGGAAUGAAUAUGAGUCCACUGAGCGUCAUGGGGAUGGGGGUGGGUCCUCAACAACCGACAAUGAUGCCCCAGCUAGUAAUGACCCCUCCAUUGACUCCUCAACUCAUUGGGUACACGACGCCUAUGUACUCGUACCAGCAGAUCCCGACCAGCGCCAUCCCAGCACGACACGUGCCUGUCCAUGCCGCUACCGGGGGAGCCAGUGCUCGCAGCUCAGCCGUCAUGGGCUACUAG